UUUGAUUUAAAGCAAAAAUAAAACAAAAAUUACGGACAUGUUUACAUCUACAUUAAACUAUAUAAUUGAAAUAAAAGAUUCUCUCAAAGAGUCCAUACUAAAUGAAGUCAAGUACGACGAAGAAAUCGAUUCAUGGUUAUUCGUAAACAAGCCAUGGCCAGUACUUGGAAUAAUCAUUGUAUACUUAUUGUUUGUGAUAAAAAUUGGACCCAAAAUGAUGGAGAAUCGACAACCAUACAAUAUUACUAAACUAAUUUUGGUUUUCAACUUUAUACAACUUACCUACAACAGUCUGCUUUGUUUAUGGAUUCUUUUGACUCCUGGUAUACCAAAGUAUAUAUUUACUCACCUUUGCCAUAUCACUAAAGAAACUCAACACGAAAGAUAUUUAAUAAAAUGUCUACAUACUGUUUCGUGGUUUUAUUUUAUAUCCAAGAUUGUUGAUUUAUUAGAUACGGUAUUUUUUGUUUUGAGAAAAAAACAAUCCCAUGUAUCUUUUUUACAUGUUUACCAUCAUACAAAAAUGGUGAUCUCGUGUUGGGUGCAUAUGAGGUUUUUUAAAAGUGAACAAGCAGCUUAUGGCGCGUGGCUUAACUCAAGUGUUCAUAUCGCUAUGUACGGAUAUUAUUUCCUUGCUGCUCUUGGCCCAUAUAUGCAAAAAUAUCUGUGGUGGAAAGUUUAUGUGACUCGACUACAAAUUGCUCAACUAUUCAUCGCAGUAGGCUACAUAGCAUAUCUGUAUAAAUAUGACUGCACCAUGCCACGAGCUUUAGCAUUUACCGUUAUUAUCGAUAUUAUUGCAUUUAUUUAUUUGUUCAUGGAUUUUUACAAGUCUGCGUAUAAGGAAGAUAAAGUAAACACAAUAAGCAUAGCAAACAAAAACAAUAAAGAAGAUAAAAUAGAUACUGUAGACAAAAUUAAAUCAUCAUAAGCAUGGAUUCUGUCGUAUAAUAUAAAUCGUUAUUUUAUAUGCAUUUUACAAAUACUUAUUAAUUAUAUCCAUACUUGGUCAAAAUUUUACAGCUUACUUAAAGUAAGUUUGAUCCACCAAAUGUGUGUAUCAAUAACAAGUCAAAUACAUUCGCGGGUCAAAAAAAUUAUAAUUCUAUUUAUAAACCACUUUGCCAAAAUGAAUUAAUUUUUUCUCUCGCGUUACCU
Molecule: messenger RNA, 1158 nt
Organism: Melanaphis sacchari
Lineage: Eukaryota; Metazoa; Arthropoda; Insecta; Hemiptera; Aphididae
Product: elongation of very long chain fatty acids protein 4-like
Exons: 7
Coding region: 38-931 (297 amino acids)
Biological process (GO): very long-chain fatty acid biosynthetic process; fatty acid elongation, polyunsaturated fatty acid; fatty acid elongation, saturated fatty acid
Cellular component (GO): endoplasmic reticulum membrane
Molecular function (GO): fatty acid elongase activity
Source: RefSeq, a predicted model, not a curated record